Molecule: messenger RNA, 1695 nt
Organism: Ogataea parapolymorpha DL-1
Lineage: Eukaryota; Fungi; Ascomycota; Pichiomycetes; Pichiales; Pichiaceae
Exons: 1
Coding region: 1-1695 (564 amino acids)
Biological process (GO): cellular response to X-ray; double-strand break repair via nonhomologous end joining; cellular response to gamma radiation
Cellular component (GO): Ku70:Ku80 complex; nucleus
Molecular function (GO): damaged DNA binding; double-stranded DNA binding; telomeric repeat DNA binding
Source: RefSeq, a predicted model, not a curated record
AUGUCCUGUGUGAGUGGCCUAAUUAGAGACCUUGUCAAGACACAACCCAACACGGGGCUCGGGUGCUUUAUCUUCAACUGCAGCAAAAAGGACGCGUCGGUCGACGGCGUGCUACCCGUCUUCGAGCUGCAGGACAUUAGUAUCGACCAAUUGCAGACGGUAGAGCAGUUUGAUGAGGGCUCUGUGGAGGUGCUCGAGGAAAAUCCGGAAAUCAAUUGUGGGGAGCAACUUGCCCGCAUGCUGCAGGUCGCACGCGACAACUUUGUGGCCCCCCCACGCUUCACCAAACCGUACACCGUCCGUCGCAUCUUUCUGUUCUCGGACUGCGACCGGCCCUUCAACGGCAACACUUCGCGCAAAAUCACCCUCUGGAACAUUCUUAACGACCUCAGUCUGGAAAAAAUCAAUAUCACCCCGUUUCUGCUUGCCAACAAGCCCGACUUCGAUCUUUCUGAGUAUCAGACUAUAUUUGAGACUCUUGACCAGUUCCGGCCCGCUGUCGAGAAGCUGGAUAUCGAUCAGGUGGAAGACAAAAUUCUGCGGACCAAGGAACUCAGACGCACUUCCUUUAGAUGCACCAUGGCGCUACGAGACAUCAAGAUAUCUGUUCAAGGAUGUCCGCUAUUCAAAGAACCCCGGUUGCAGAGCCCUUAUCGUUUCUUCGAUGACAAUGGCACGUACCGGUACGUGGAAUCGCAGUCGGUGAGGCUGGACACCGCUACGGGCGCCAAGGUCGACAACGACCACGUUGUAUCAACCAUUGGCUUUGAAAACCAGCAUGUCACACUAAACAGGGACCUUAUGGCCAAGCCGUUCGACAACGAGAACAAACCUGUGCUGCAGAUUGUCGGGUUCCGCAAAAUCGAGUACUAUGUGCACCACUAUUCGGUCGGAACGCCCGCGCUGGUCACUCCAAGCGACUUGGAACAGUACACACACUCACGCCGUUCUUUCUCAGCAUUGUAUCAGACACUCACAGCAAAACGCAAAAUGGCUCUUGCGUGGGGGUCCACGCGCAAAAACCAGGCCCCCACAUCCUACUACCUGGUCCCCACCGCUGCCUCUCUGGGGUACACCACCAGCAUCGAGCCGUACCCUGAGGGCCUUGCGCUUAUCCCACUCCCCUUCAAAGACGACAUCCGCUGCCUACCCGGAUAUUUGUUGCAGAUGGAGCCAAGUGCACCAAUUUUCCCUAAUCAAAUUGAAGACCUGGUUACAGAAAUUAUAGAUAUAUAUAAGCCGCUACCAAACCCGCAGGUCGAGUGGUAUUUUAAGGUAUUAGAGGACCAUCUUUUGCAGCGUGAGGUUGAUUACGAUCCGCAGGUACCACUGGAAAUACAGAAACAGCAGAUGAUCAAUAGCCAGGACCAGCUAAAGAAAAAAUGCAUGGAGCUGCGCAACCGGUUGGGAGACUCCAAGAAACUGAGCCUACUAGUGGCAGCGGUGCGCGCAGAGCUGAACAGAGUGGACAAUUUCCAGCAGCUGAACGUGCAGCCUACCCGUGAGGACAAAAAGGCCAUGUUAUUGACCGACGACAUCGUGCUCAAAGCCUACAAGCUGGGACAGCUGAAUGACUUUACUUCGGACCAGCUGAAGGUGUAUGUGAACUCGAAGGCGAACCUUAUUCCGAAGGCCAAGACCAAGAAGGAGAUGCUGGAGAAUAUCACGGAUUAUUUGGAUCGGACGGUGGACUGA